CUGUGCAAUCGUGCCGCCGCUCACAGCAAGCUCGGCUACUUUUCCGAGGCAAUAUUGGACUGCUCCGUGGCAACAAAGCUGGAUCCUCAAUACUCUAAAGCAUACAUUCGGCAAUCAAAGGCUCUAGUACAGCUCGGCCGAUUUUCUGAGGCGUGCAAUGUAUUGAACAAAGGGUUGCAAUAUCGGUCAACUCCAGAUAUGUUGAGAGAGCAAGAGACUUGCACCAAUUUAAAGCUUCAGUAUGAAAUUGCUAUGUUUCAAUUGGAGAGCCAGAAUUUUGCCUUAGCCAAGAUUACAUUCGGGAAUCUGCUGCAGACGUCGUGGGCGAAUGUGGUACUUUUGGGAGUUGCCCGGGCGGAUUUGGGCCUAGGAUUUGUGGAUUCUGCGAGUCGAUUCUCACUACAAGUCUUGAAGAAAUCCCCCCAGUCAGCUGAGGCGUAUGCAUUACGUGGACACAGCUUUGUGUUAAUGGGAGAAUUCGAACCAGGUAUAAAGAUGUUGAGGGAAUCAAUGCGGCUGGACCCCGAUUGUACAAGAAAUCGCCUCGUUUGGAAAGAAUGUAAAAAACUACAAAGUCUGUGGGAUGACUCGUCGACCAAAACUUUCCAUCGAAAGUUUGAAUGUGCGGUCGAAUUGAUGACUGAAGCUAUUGAAAGUUGUUCCCAAUUGCCGCCGAAGGCCCCUCUGUUUGCUUUAUUUCAUGUAAAGCGAGCGAAGGGAUAUCUACGAUUGAAGCUGUUCGACGAGGUGCUGAAGGACGUCGCUCUGGUAAUCUACAAUCGGGAAGACCACAUUGAUGCAUGGUUGAUUCGGUUCCAAGCUUUGCAUGCACUCGAGCGACACGAGGAGGCCUUGUCAGAUGCGACAGAUUUGAUGGGAUCCUGGGGCCAAAACCAUGGACAAAUUCGAUUGGCGUUUGACACGGCGGACUUUACAGUACGCAAAAUGAAGCGACCUAACUUCUACAAGAUGCUACAAAUUUCGGAGAUUGCAUCAGAGCGCGAGAUCAAGAGAGCCUAUCGCCAAAAGGCUCUAGAUUUACAUCCUGAUCGUCUCAGUGGGUCACAGUAUACAUCAGAACAGCGGAGGAACGCAGAAUGUGAGUUCAAGCUGCUCGGAGAAGGCCUUGAAAUACUUGCUGAUGAGUUUAAGCGACAAUUGUACGAUGAAGGAUAUGAUCUG
Messenger RNA from Phaeodactylum tricornutum CCAP 1055/1, 1182 nucleotides. RefSeq lists its product with no specific name. The annotation marks the transcript as partial. The transcript has a single exon. The record is from RefSeq and is a predicted model, not a curated record. Gene Ontology annotation, molecular function: protein binding. Lineage: Eukaryota; Bacillariophyta; Bacillariophyceae; Surirellales; Neidiaceae.